Trichoplax adhaerens is the source of this 1038-nucleotide messenger RNA. RefSeq lists its product as uncharacterized. Gene Ontology annotation, biological process: carbohydrate metabolic process. Gene Ontology annotation, cellular component: extracellular region. The transcript has 11 exons. The record is from RefSeq and is a predicted model, not a curated record. The annotation marks the transcript as partial. NCBI's taxonomy places the organism in Eukaryota, Metazoa, Placozoa, Uniplacotomia, Trichoplacea, Trichoplacidae. Gene Ontology annotation, molecular function: chitin binding; oligosaccharide binding.
ACCAAUAAAAACGUCUUGGAUCGAAAACUUGUCACCACCAAGACAAAAUCUCAAGAUAUCAUAAGAGAACAUGGCCAAUAUCAUGGUGAUACACAAAAGAAAUCCAAUUCUGAUCUUUUCAUCUUGGGCUAUGUUACUCCUUGGAAUAACCAUGGCUACGAUGUGGCUAAAUUAUUCAAUGGCAAGAUCGCUGUUAUAUCACCCGUUUGGUUACAGAUCAAGCGCAAAGGAAAUGGUGCGUUCUAUAUGACCGGUGAUCAUGACAUUGAUAAAGGAUGGAUAGCAGAUGUCACACAAAAUUCAACGACACAGAUAUUUCCUAGGAUUCUUUUUGAUGGGUGGACUGUACAACAAUAUUCUAACCUCUUUAAAGACGAAAAAGCAAUGAAAAAACUUGGAAAAUAUAUGGCAACGUUUUUAAAGAAAAAUCAAUUCUCCGGAGGCGUUAUUGAAAUAUGGAGUCAACUCGGUGGUUACUUUAAAAACGAUUUACUAGAUUUGACGAUACAUCUAGCAAAUACUUUCCAUGCUGAAAAUUUAAAAAUCGUUUUGGUUAUUCCUCCGCCUAUCUAUAAAAAUGAUCUUGAUGGCACUUUUCGGAAAAGUGAUUUUGAAGUAUUAGCACCGUAUGUCGAUUAUUUUAGUCUGAUGACGUACGAUUAUUCUUCUCCUCAAAGUCCCGGACCAAAUUCACCAAUUGCUUGGGUAAGAAAAUGUAUCAAACUAUUGGUGCCAGAUGAGGGGCCAUCUAGAUCGAAAAUAUUAACUGGACUAAACUUUUAUGGCAAUGAUUAUUCUACAACUGGAGGUGGACGUAAGUAUAUUGACAUUUUAACUAAGAAUAAGCCUAAAAUAAAAUGGAAUUCAAAAAUUGCUGAACAUAUAAUAGAGUACAAGAAGCACGGUGUCUCUCAUUCCGUCUAUUACCCAUCGCUAAAGUCAAUACAAGCUCGCGUGGAUCUUGCUAAGAAAUUAGGAACUGGUAUUUCAAUUUGGGAAUUGGGCCAAGGAUUAGAUUUUUUCUACGAUUUGUUGUAA